Messenger RNA from Staurois parvus, 1509 nucleotides. Lineage: Eukaryota; Metazoa; Chordata; Amphibia; Anura; Ranidae. The record is from the annotation of a GenBank genome assembly.
GGACUCGUCCCAUUCCUCCUGGUGAACUGUGAGGAGCCCAGUUCUGAAGGACUCUCCUCCACCUCACUGGUGGACCUCCCCUCAUCCUUGUCCACUCUAGAGACCUUGGAUUCUACAGAACAUGCCAGUGAUAGGUACUCAGAAACCGACGUCCACCAUGACUUGCUCCACACGCCUCAAGGGUCUGGCUUUUCCAGCCAGGAGACAGAGGAGAUCUCCAUCUUCCAAUCCCCCAAACAUUUCUGGGAUGAUGAUACGAGAAGAGUGAAUGGAACCAACGAUGAUGGCGGGUCACAAACAGCUGAACCCACGUCCACAGACAGCAAGGUCACCCAAGAUGAAAUGAGCACUUGGCCUAAAAAAGAUUUGGAAACAUCUACAACAUGGUGGCCCACAGAGGCUAGCGAGACUCCUAGACAAGUAUCUCCAAUCAUUAAAGUCCUAGCAGAGGAAGAUCCCAUACAGCCCAUACAUAAUGAGACAACAGCUGUAGUUCCAGAUCAGGAGGAGAGGACAGCUCCCCAGAUGACAUCCACAUUUUCCAACCCAACUGUCAAGCCACCCCGAAAGAACAAAAAACAUUCUGGGUCCAGAGGACAUCAUGCCGGUCACAAGUCAGAGUCUGAACUUCAUCUUGGACCUCCUGCAGAUUCACGGAGUCAUCCUGCAGGACAUCACCCCCCUGGACACAUGAGCAAUGAAAGUAUGCUAGUCAACCAGUCUUCGUCUGUUGCCAAAAGCAAAGAGAAGUUCGAUAUUCCACCAGUCUUUUCCACUCAACGGGAAGUUGACCCAACAAAGGCUGCAGCCCCCAUGCAGCUUUCACCAAGUACAGAGCAGGUAAUCUGCAAAGACUGGAUAAAUUUGGCAGGAAAAAAUUACAUCAUCCUUAACAUGUCAGAUGAUAUCGAUUGUGAGGAGUUCAGACGGAGGAAGGGGCAACAGCUGCUUUCUCUCUUGGAAGGAGCGCUCUCUUGGAAAGCAGAGCCACCCCAGAGGGACUGGCUGAUCUUCCUAAGCAAGCCCAAUGAGAAUGACAAUCACCUGCUAAUGACAGUCACAGAGGAGGAACGUGUGGUCCCUGCUAAAGAUGUCUUCAUGGCAUUGGGCGACAUAAAACGAAGCCUCGCAGAGAUCGGAAUUGAAAGUUACUCCAGCACAGUCAGCUGCCAGUCGCGCCCCAGUCCACCCCGGAGCGAUUACGGAAAACUCUUUAUUGUGUUGGUCAUUAUCGGUUCCGUGUGCGUCAUGAUCAUUGUUGCCGGGCUCAUUUACAUCUGCUGGCAAAGGCGUCUGCCCAAACUGAAAAACAUGGAGCUGCAUUUCGUGGAGAAUGGCUGCCAUGAUAAUCCCACCUUGGACGUGGCGAUGGACGGACAGUCUGAGAUGCAAGAGAAAAAGGCGAGCAUCAAUGGUGGCACUGCACACCAGGCAGACGGCUGGGAGACCCUAAUCAACAAGACUGGCAAAGAGGAGAGUGAGGCCAUGGAAGAGGAUACCCACUUAUAA